This is a messenger RNA of Mangifera indica (mango), 3006 nucleotides long. Its product is annotated as LEAF RUST 10 DISEASE-RESISTANCE LOCUS RECEPTOR-LIKE PROTEIN KINASE-like 1.1. The record is from RefSeq and is a predicted model, not a curated record. The coding region runs from base 857 to 2824 and encodes 655 amino acids. Gene Ontology annotation, biological process: protein phosphorylation. Gene Ontology annotation, molecular function: protein kinase activity; ATP binding. The transcript is spliced from 5 exons. Lineage: Eukaryota; Viridiplantae; Streptophyta; Magnoliopsida; Sapindales; Anacardiaceae.
UUCUUCAUCACCGCAAGGUCUUGUUUCUGACCAAUUACAGAAAGAUCGAGGUUUCUUGUGCUGCAAAUGCAACCCAGAAAACUACUGUUGCAUUAUUCCCUCGAGAUAAGUGAAUUAGAGUAAAAUUGCCUGAGAGUAUUUACUAUCUAAUCAUGGAGUAGAUUCAAGCCCGUUUGAACUUAAGCCCGUUCAAGUUGGUGACGGAAAAAACAGUGUCGCCAGAAAGGUAAUUGACCAAGUGAGAUUCAGAACUGCAAAGAUGGUAGGCUAAAUCUUCACUAUUUUUUAUUCAGCCCAAAAUUUCUAGUUCAUUCUCUUGUAUUCUUUCAAUAGGAUUUACGAACAAUUAACUACUUUCGUGCAGAGAACAUCUGUACAGUUACAGGCUAUUUGAUCAUUCGAUUUUUCCUAGGAGGUGAACAUUUAACCUUGUUGUAUAGCGGUGACUCAAAGUCUCGCAUGGGUUACUCGAAUCAGUGGUUAGACUUUUCAACCCGAAGCCUUAGCAUAUAAAGGAGCUCCAAAAAUUCUUCGAAGUCUGUGAAAAUGAGAAAGAUGGGCAAUCGUUUUAUGGCAAUUAAGCUGUGAAUUUUCUUGGCUGUCGUUCAUCUGAAGGUUGUCAAAGUCAAAUAAGCUGCCGAAAAGUCAAUCUGUUUUUAUCAAUUUACACUGUAGUGGGAGCUGAAAAGGUUUACUUUCGUCUCUAGCUAACCAAUGAAAAUGGGUUUCCCAACUCUAGUCUCCCCUGCAAUUUUCAAGUCAACAGGCGCGUUCUGCUUUUGAAGGAGAAGCAACUCGGGUUCUAUAUUGAGAAGAAGAACAGUGAAGAAACAUUAUGAUAUAGAGAAAGUUUGAAAUGGCUCUGACUCGUCUUGUGUUUUCUGUUGUGUCCUUCGUCAUCUUUUAUCUUUUUCUGCUUUGUUUGGCUCAAGAUGAAAGGAAAAUCAAUCCAAAAUGUCCACCUUUCUCCUGUGGUUUACUGGGUGAGAUCGGCUUCCCUUUCUCCAAUCGAACGCAUCCCGAGUGUGGCUUAUGCAUAGUAGAUGACUGUGACAAAACUUUUCAGAAGAUUCAACUGGGGAAUCAUGGGCCACAGUUUUAUGUUUUAAGCAUCUCUCAGGAUAACAUGGUCACCCUUCGUGACCAGGAAUACCCAAAUCAGUUGGACGGCCAUAACUGCGGAUCUUUAAAAAGGUUGUCUAUUCCCAUCUCCCCUUUUCUCUCUUUUGAAAUCCCUUACAACCAAAACGUUUUCCAAUGUCCUCUCACUUAUAAUAAGCCCAAAGAUUUCGUUUGGGCUUGCAAUGACUCCAAACACUUAUUUCUCUACUAUCUUCCUACUGCUAAAUUGCCAGAUCUUCUGCCUCAGUGUUUACAUAUUCCCUUCAGUGUGAAUAAGACGCGGCAAAGUGUUGAAUAUGUCAAUUUGUCAACUUAUGCAUUCGCCUUGGGAGUAAAUGUGACAAAAGAAUGUCUUAGUUGUUAUAAGGAGGGAGGGCAAUGCCAGACUGAUGGCGAGGGAAAGUUUAAUUGCUCAGUGACAGCAAGAACAGGAAAGGGAAACUUGGCAAUGAAGCUAGGCCUCGGACUAGGUGUUGGAGUUGGAGGGUCUGGUCUAAUUGCGGUUCUGUCUUUUAUUAUUUGGUGUCGCAAGAAACAAAGGUGUAAUCCCACAAUCUUCAAUUCAAGGGACUGUUCUUCUGACCCCUCCUCAAGGUCGGAGCUGGAAGUGGGUGGUGCCUAUUUUGGGGUCCCCAUAUUCUCCUACUCUGAACUUGCAAAAGCCACUAACAAUUUUAGUCAUGAGAAAGAACUUGGAGAUGGAGGCUUUGGAACAGUAUACUAUGCGAAACUUCGCGAUGGGCGGGAGGUUGCAGUAAAGCGCUUAUACGAGCACAAUUACAGAAGGGUUGAGCAGUUCAUGAAUGAAGUUGAAAUACUCACACGUCUGCGUCACAAAAAUCUUGUAUCCCUUUAUGGCUGCACUUCACGGUUCAGUCAACAGGGUCUCCUUCUUGUGUAUGAAUAUGUUCCUAAUGGUACUGUUGCAGAUCAUCUCCAUGGUAAUCUAGAGAAGCCAGGUUCAUUAACAUGGCCUAUUCGUAUGAAGAUUGCAAUAGAAACAGCUAGUGCAUUGGCAUACCUCCAUGCUUCUGAUAUCAUACACCGUGAUGUGAAAACUAACAACAUUCUUCUUGAUAGCAAUUUUUGUGUAAAAGUUGCGGAUUUCGGGCUUUCCAGAUUGUUCCCCACUGAUGUUACUCAUGUCUCAACUGCUCCACAAGGAUCUCCAGGCUAUGUUGACCCUGAGUAUCAUCAAUGUUAUCAGCUAACAGAUAGGAGUGAUGUAUAUAGCUUUGGAGUUGUUCUUGUUGAGCUCAUAUCAUCAAUGCCUGCUGUAGAUAUAAACAGGCACAGACAUGAGAUUAAUUUGGCAAACUUAGCAAUAAACCGGAUCCGGAAACACGCAAUAGAAGAGCUGUUCGAUCCAUUACUAGGAUACCAAUCUGAUGAAGAAGUUCAGAGGAUGUUAACUUCAGUUGCAGAGUUGGCAUAUCUAUGUUUACAACAGAACAAGGAAAUGAGACCGCCCAUGGAUGUGAUUUUGGAAGAACUGAAGAGAAUUCAAAAUAGAGAAUGGAAAUUGGAGGAUGUCAGAGAUGAGAAAGGUGAUAAUGAAAUGCCAAAGAAUAUGCACCCACCACCAUCACCAUCUGAUUGCGAUAAUCUUGCUUUGUUGAAGCAUAUCAGAUUGCCAUCUUCACCCAUUUCUGUGACUGCCAAAUGGGUUAGUAAUAAUACCACACCUAAUGUCAGUGGCUAAGAUUUUUGGUUUCUUGUUUCUGGAUUUUUGGGUUGAAUAGUGAAAAUAUGUCAUCAACGCACAUCAGCUCAUAUUUUUUUGCUGUUUAUAGAAGUAAUAUGCAAUAUCUGUAGGCUCAAGCAAGAGAGCAUGUACAUAUGUAAACUAAUGGUGAAUGGAGCAACUUCAAAUUUUGCAAGAGA